Molecule: messenger RNA, 4139 nt
Organism: Apus apus (common swift)
Lineage: Eukaryota; Metazoa; Chordata; Aves; Apodiformes; Apodidae
Gene: SOBP
Product: sine oculis binding protein homolog
Exons: 7
Coding region: 213-2834 (873 amino acids)
Biological process (GO): animal organ development
Cellular component (GO): nucleus
Source: RefSeq, a predicted model, not a curated record
CCUUUUCCCCACCACAAACCACCUCCGCCUUCUCCCCGCGCCCCUCCCGGCUUCUCCCACCUCCCCCCCUCACCCCCCCCAUACAACGCCAGGAGCACCAGCAGCCAUUUCAUCUCUCCAACCACCAAGUAGGCGCAACAACAACAACAAACAACAAACAACAACAAAAAAUCAUCACCAUUUAAAAAAAUCUAUCUAUCUAUACAAAAAUAAUGGCAGAAAUGGAGAAAGAAGGCAGACCUCCCGAAAAUAAAAGGAGCAGGAAGCCGGCUCACCCGGUGAAGCGGGAGAUCAACGAGGAGAUGAAGAACUUUGCAGAAAACACUAUGAAUGAGCUCCUUGGCUGGUAUGGUUAUGAUAAGGUUGAAUUGAAGGAUGGAGAAGAUAUUGAAUUCAGGAAUUACUCGGCAGACGGGGAAAGCCGCCAGCACAUUUCUGUUCUCAAAGAAAAUUCUUUGCCAAAACCAAAAUUACCUGAGGACAGUGUUAUUUCACCAUACAAUAUCAACCCAAGCUACCCAGGGCUUGCCACAGGAAAUGGACUUUCAGACUCACCAGCAGGGUCGAAGGAUCACGGGAAUGUACCUAUUAUUGUCCCAUUAAUUCCACCACCUUUCAUAAAGCCACCAGCAGAAGAUGAUGUGUCAAAUGUACAAAUAAUGUGUGCCUGGUGCCAGAAAGUUGGAAUCAAGCGCUAUUCCCUGAGUAUGGGAAGUGAAGUGAAAUGCUUCUGCAGCGAGAAGUGCUUUGCAGCUUGCCGAAGAGCCUAUUUCAAGAGAAACAAGGCUAGAGAUGAAGAUGGACAUGCUGAAAAUUUUCCCCAGCAGCACUAUGCUAAGGAAACUCCAAGACUUGCCUUCAAGAAUAACUGCGAACUACUUGUAUGUGACUGGUGUAAGCACAUAAGACACACAAAAGAGUAUCUGGAUUUUGGGGACGGGGAAAGAAGGCUUCAGUUCUGCAGUGCAAAAUGUCUCAAUCAGUACAAAAUGGACAUUUUCUACAAAGAGACACAGGCCAACCUUCCAGCUGGACUGUGCAGUACAUUACAUCCUCCAGUUGAAAAUAAAGCAGAAGGCACUGGGGUGCAGCUGCUGACUCCAGAUUCUUGGAAUAUACCGCUAGCAGAUGCUCGGAGAAAAGCCCCAUCCCCAGUGUCUGCAGCUGGCCAAAUUCAAGGUCCUGGACCAUCAGCGUCUACCACUGCCUCUCCGUCUGACACUGCCAACUGCUCUGUCACUAAAAUCCCCACGCCAGUUCCCAAACCUAUUCCCAUCAGUGAGAAUCCAAAUAUUCCACCAGUUUCUGUCCAGCCACCUGCUAGCAUUGUGCCUCCAAUUGGUGUCCCACCUCGCAGUCCUCCCAUGGUGAUGACAAACCGUGGGCCAGUUCCUCUGCCCAUAUUCAUGGAGCAGCAAAUUAUGCAGCAAAUCCGUCCACCGUUUAUCCGUGGGCCGCCUCACCACGCCUCCAAUCCUAACAGCCCUCUGUCAAAUCCAAUGAUUCCUGGAAUCGGUCCCCCGCCAGGUGGUCCCAGAAAUAUGGGUCCCACCUCUAGCCCCAUGCACAGGCCGAUGCUUUCCCCUCAUAUCCAUCCUCCCACAACACCUACCAUGCCUGGGAAUCCUCCAGGCUUGUUGCCACCUCCCCCUCCUGGAGCUCCUUUGCCCAGUCUUCCCUUUCCCCCCGUCAGCAUGAUGCCAAAUGGUCCUAUGCCUAUGCCACAGAUGAUGAACUUUGGAUUGCCAUCCCUUGCCCCGCUGGUGCCGCCCCCGACUCUACUAGUGCCAUAUCCUGUCAUUGUCCCUUUGCCCGUCCCCAUCCCCAUUCCCAUCCCCAUCCCUCACAUCAACGACUCCAAACCCCCCAAUGGCUUCUCCAGCAACGGCGAGAGCUUCAUUCCGAGCACCUCCAGCGAGACGCCCGGGGCGAAGCCAACCAAUAGCUCUUCAUCCCCUCGAGAGUCCAAGCAAGGAUCGUCCAAAUCCUCUGACUCGUCACCGAGCUGCUCAGGCCAGUCCCUAAAUCAAGCUCAAGUGCUUCAGGAGCACAGUAAAAAUGAAGUCGUUGACUUGACUGUCAGACCUGGCAGUCCAGUCAACAGUAAAUUUGGUUUCCCCAGUGUUCUACAGGGUCCACAGGACGGUGUGAUAGACCUAACAGUAGGCCACCGGUCUAGGCUGCACAAUGUUAUCCACAGGGCUUUGCACGCCCAAGUGAAAGUGGAACGUGAACCUAACAGUGUUGUAAACUUGGCUUUUGGUAGCUCAGACAAAAGGAACUGCAGUGACUGCAGGGACAACUGCAGCCCAGUUGACUCAAAAACGUUACCGUGCAGUGACGGAGCUCACUGCUGCCCCGUCUCCUUGGCCUCCGGCACGCCGGGACUGGAAGCUGGUGCAGCCGUGUGCAACGUCAUUGUGAAUGGCACCAAGAGCACGGAGGGUUCCAAGAACCCAGAGCCACCCCAGGAGCCCAAAAAGCCCCAACCCCCCGAGGAGCUGGCGGUGAGCGAGCUGGAGUCCGUUAAGGAGAACAACUGCGCGUCAAACUGCCACCUGGAGGGAGACGCCGGCAAGAAGACUGGGGAGGAGCCCCUUGCUGGGGGAGACAAACAGGACCCGAACCUUAACAACCCAGCAGACGAGGACCAUGCGUAUGCUUUGCGGAUGCUGCCCAAGACAGGUUGCGUGAUCCAACCUGUGCCAAAACCAGCAGAAAAGACUGCGAUCGCGCCGUGCAUUAUCUCAGCGCCAAUGCUCAGCACAGGGCCAGAGGAUCUGGAGCCACCAUUGAAAAGGAGGUGUCUCCGAAUUCGAAAUCAGAAUAAGUAAAGGAGCACUGGCCGACAGGGUACCUUGCAUGGAGAAAGGGAGCAGAGCAAACCACGUCACUCCACCCAAGGACACCAGCUGGUCCACUCGCCACCCCCUCUGGCUCCAAGUCCAGCAAAGGGAGCAGCUUCCUGUCACCAAGCCCCUCUGAGGAAACCUCGGUCCCACGGGUGCCUUUGACCCAGAAGACAGCACAUCAUGGACCUGCACAGUGUGCUCAGCAUUCCUGCCACCGCCCCGCUUCUCCUCCAAGGAACACUUUGUCCUCUUGGUUUCUUGCUGGGGGGGGGAGGGGGGAUUUUUUCACCUUGGUUUCAAAAACCACACGGACCAACCUAGGUACUUUUCCUGCUCUGACUUCAAAGUUCAGAUAGUUGAGACUGGACGAUGAGACGGAUUUCUUUUUUAUUAUUAUUAUUUUUUAUUUUUAUUUUUUAUUUUUUUUUUCCUUCAAAAAAACUGCUGUGGUUUUGCUGCUACACUUAAGAAUCGUGAUUUGCAUUGUAUGGUUUUGGACCUAUUCAAGUUUUGAUGGGGGAAAGGGGUAAUACUGGAGUAGCAACGCUUCAGAGUCAUCUCUGUCCUACCCAUGAUGCACUUUUAAAUGAAGAGUUAGAAUAUUUUAUUGGCUAAUAUACUUUCCUUGUUAUUUUUACAAAGGCCACCUUUAUCCUUUCUAAUGCCAUAUUUUCAGUGUUACACUUUUAUGGCUUUUAAUUUUUGAUUUGACAGAUGUAAGAAGCAGCAUGAAUAGUUUAUACUGUGGUUUUUCAGAGACUGAAUGCCAAGAGAACUCAGUAAAUGUUUAUUCUUCUCAGCUUUCUCUUUAAAUUCCCCUAAAUAGCGCCCCAUUUGGGAACAGAGCAAGAGUGUUGAACUAAAGACCAAAAUUCCCUCAAGGUGUAAAAUAAUCUGAGGGGAAUAUUUGCUGGGCGUCAUGAAAGACUUGGAUGAAAUUUCAACCCUGAUGGUUUUCAGUGAUCCAGGAAGGCAGUGAGACAAUCUCUCCAUAUGCAUAGCCCUUUCAUGAUAAUUAGAAUGGUAUGGACAAACCAAUGAAAACAAGGGUAAAGUGAGAAAGAUCCCCCAUGAUUCUGUUUCACUGUUUGCUUUCUCCUGUCAUGGUUAAGAGAAAUGUGCAAUUCGAUCCUCAAUCAGUGGGUGGAGGAUAACAGGGUAGAAUUUACUUGUGUGCACUUGUACAGUUGUAGCCAAGAGUCCAAAAGUACACUAGAGCAUGUUAUACUGGCACUGAAUUGGUAAGAGAGUUGUGGAGUAUCCCAUUCUGAUAAAUACAAAAAGAAA